Messenger RNA from Hippocampus comes (tiger tail seahorse), 2364 nucleotides. It is a transcript of the gene btk, whose product is annotated as Bruton agammaglobulinemia tyrosine kinase. Gene Ontology annotation, molecular function: protein binding; ATP binding; protein tyrosine kinase activity. The coding region runs from base 1 to 1899 and encodes 632 amino acids. NCBI's taxonomy places the organism in Eukaryota, Metazoa, Chordata, Actinopteri, Syngnathiformes, Syngnathidae. The record is from RefSeq and is a predicted model, not a curated record. The transcript has 17 exons. Gene Ontology annotation, biological process: intracellular signal transduction; protein phosphorylation.
AUGUGUGACAACAUUUUGGAAGACAUUUUCAUUAAGCGCUCGCAGCAGAGGAGGAAAACGUCGCCGUUGAACUAUAAAGAGAGAUGGUUCAUCCUCACACGGGACAAACUCUCCUACUACGACUACGAUGCUGACAAAGGGAAGCGAAAAGGCCUGAGGGGCUCAGUGGACCUGGAGAAGAUCAAGUGUGUCGAAACGGUGCAGACGGAGCACAACAGCCCGCAGGAGCGCAUGUAUGCAUUCCAGGUCAUUUACGAUGAGGGGCCGCUGUACAUCUUCGCAAAGACAGAGGAAGUUCGAGCUCAGUGGAUAAAGAAGCUGAAAGAACUGGUGCAAACCAACAAGGACUUGAUGCAAAAGUACCACCCGUGCUUCUGGAUCGACGGCAUGUGGCUCUGCUGCCAGCAGGAAGUCAAGCAGGCGAUGGGCUGUAAGGUUCUGGAUAGCAAGAACGGCUUGAUGUCUCGGAGGGGAACCCGCAAACCUCUGCCCCCGACUCCUUCAGAGGACAAGCCCGGCCGACGACUUCCUCCGCAGCUUCCCGAGGCCAACGAGCCCUGCGCGGGGAUGAGCGUCGUAGCUCAAUACAACCAUCCGGCCAUGAUGUCUCACGACCUCGAGCUGAAGAAGGACGAGGAGUACACCAUCUUGGACAAGUCCGACCCCAACUGGUGGAGAGCCAGAGACAAAUACGGAAAUGAGGGUUACAUACCCAGCAACUAUGUGGUGGAAGUUGGACACGGCUUAGACCGAUAUGAUUGGUAUUGCAAGAAUACAAACCGUAGCCAGGCAGAGAAGCUCCUGAAGACUGAGAACAAAGAUGGAGGCUUCCUGGUGCGAGACUCCAGCAAGCCAGGGAAGUACACCGUGUCUCUGUUCAGUAAAGGCGGCGGAGAGGCCGGUGGCAUCUGCAAACAUUACAACAUCUGCACCACCCCGCAGGGACAGUUCUACUUGGCCGAGAAGCACAACUUCAACAACAUCCCGGAGCUCAUCAACUACCAUCAGCACAAUGCCGCAGGCAUGUUUAGCAGACUGAAAUAUAUUGUUUCCGAUCGAGCACAGCCUCCAUCCACAGCAGGUCUUGGCUAUGGCAUGUGGGAGAUCGACCCCUCCUGUCUGACUUUCAUUCGGGUCCUGGGUACGGGUCAGUUUGGCGUGGUGCAGCACGGAAAAUGGAAGGGCCAGCACGACGUGGCUAUCAAGAUGAUUAAAGCCGGGGCCAUGUCGGAGGAUGACUUCAUAGAGGAAGCCAAGAUCAUGAUGAUGCUCCACCACGAGAACCUGGUGCAGCUGUAUGGCGUGUGCACCAAGCAGAGCAGCAUCUAUAUUGUGACUGAGUUCCUCUCCAAUGGCUGCCUGCUCACCUACCUCAGGGAGGGCCUCAGGCAGCACCCCACCUCCGUACAGCUACUGGAGAUGUGCAAAGACGUCUCCGAGGGAAUGGCCUACCUGGAGUCCAAGCAGUUCAUCCACAGGGAUCUGGCAGCCAGGAACUGCUUGGUUGACGGCAACGGAACGGUCAAAGUGGCAGACUUUGGUUUGUCAAGGUACGUCCUAGACGACGAGUACACAAGCUCUGCAGGUUCCAAGUUCCCCGUCCGCUGGUCGCCUCCUGAAGUUCUCCUCUAUUGCAGAUUCAGCAGCAAGUCGGACAUUUGGGCUUACGGGGUGCUGAUGUGGGAGGUGUACACUUUGGGGAGGCUCCCAUACGACCGUCUGAACAACAAUGAAAUCGUGUCUCAAGUGUCUGGAGGCCUACGACUGUACCGUCCUCAGCUGGCGUGUGAGAAGAUCUACAACGUCAUGUCGUCUUGCUGGCUCGAUAAGGCAGAUGAGAGACCCACCUUCCAGGAACUGGUGUUCACUGUUCAGGAUUUGCUGUAUGAACUACAGUAGAUUACAACUGCAGCAACCUGGAAAAUGAACGCAAACUUUUGAAAUGUUUAAACAUAAUGUAAGUUACCGGUUUGGAAUAGCUAAUUUAACAGUGAUAUCCUUCUUUGACGACCUUUGUUGAACACACAAACAUAUUGUAAUGCCCUUCAGUGUCAUCAAGGAUGCACACAGCCGCUGAUGCAAUCUGCUCGCACUUUUUAAUGAACCAAAAAAACGUCAACAGAACUGUGAGAGGUGGUGAUGGCCGCAACGCACGCCCACACGCUCCACACUCAGACUGCCUGUCAGAGCCAAUCUUCCCCUCCUGGCUCAUCCCCUCUCAAGUGGCCCCACCCUCACACUCACAAAUAACAAUGAACAGCUAUUUCAACAUGAACGUUGAAGUGGAACCGUGUUUUUUUGAAUGCAUAAUUAAUUGCAAAAUAAAAGCUGUGUGGGACUUUUGAAUAAAUGGCGUUGAAUAUU